GCCCCCGCUCCUCGCUAUAAAGAUGGCUUCUCAUCAUCACAGUUACAGAGUCAAUAUCACUUAAUAACAAUCUAACUGUUGUGUCUUGUAAGAGAAAGAGAGACAGAGAAAACAUGGUGCUAAAGGUGUACGGACCUCACUUUGCUUCACCAAAGCGUGCUUUGGUAACGCUUAUCGAGAAGGGCGUUCCCUUCGAGACCGUCCCCGUCGAUCUCAUGAAAGGAGAGCACAAGCAGCCUGCUUAUCUCGCCUUACAGCCUUUCGGUACCGUUCCUGCUGUUGUCGACGGUGACUACAAGAUCUUCGAGUCACGUGCGGUGAUGAGGUACGUAGCUGAGAAGUACAGGUCACAAGGACCUGACCUUUUAGGCAAAACCGUCGAAGACAGAGGUCAAGUUGAGCAAUGGCUCGACGUUGAGGCCACCACUUUCCACCCACCGCUACUCAACCUCACACUACACAUAAUGUUCGCAUCAGUCAUGGGAUUCCCUUCCGAUGAGAAGCUGAUCAAGGAGAGCGAGGAGAAGCUCGCAGCUGUGCUCGAUGUCUACGAGGCACAUCUCUCGAAGAGCAAGUACUUGGCUGGUGAUUUCGUCAGCUUGGCUGAUUUGGCUCACCUCCCUUUCACUGAUUACUUGGUUGGUCCCAUCGGUAAGGCUUACAUGAUCAAAGACAGGAAGCACGUGAGCGCGUGGUGGGAUGAUAUUAGCAGCCGUCCUGCUUGGAAGGAGACUCUUGAGAAGUAUUCAUUCCCUGCUUAAGAUGAGGAUGAUGAUCAUCAUCAUGUUCUUGGUCUUUGUUUGUGUUUUGGAGUUUCUAAGCAAUGCUUGUGUUUUAUGUGAGGUUUUUAAUAAAGAGUGGAACCGUAUGCCUCCUCUUAUCUUACGUAUGUCACCUCUCUUGUCUCUUUUGUUUCAUAUUGUAACUCCUCUUCUGUGUGAUUGAGUUGAGGCUUGAAUCUAGAGGAACUUAAUUAUAUAUCUUUGGUU
Molecule: messenger RNA, 989 nt
Organism: Brassica oleracea var. oleracea
Lineage: Eukaryota; Viridiplantae; Streptophyta; Magnoliopsida; Brassicales; Brassicaceae
Product: glutathione S-transferase F9
Exons: 3
Coding region: 114-761 (215 amino acids)
Cellular component (GO): cytoplasm
Molecular function (GO): glutathione binding; glutathione transferase activity
Source: RefSeq, a predicted model, not a curated record